Messenger RNA from Danio rerio (zebrafish), 1885 nucleotides. RefSeq names its product aspartate N-acetyltransferase (gene aspnat). NCBI's taxonomy places the organism in Eukaryota, Metazoa, Chordata, Actinopteri, Cypriniformes, Danionidae. Gene Ontology annotation, cellular component: endoplasmic reticulum membrane; membrane; cytoplasm. The record is from RefSeq and is marked provisional. Gene Ontology annotation, molecular function: L-aspartate N-acetyltransferase activity; transferase activity; acetyltransferase activity.
UUGGUCGUGAGGAAGCUCAGGGUUGCAGUAGUACAUCAGUCCUUUUUCUUUCCAUAACAAAGAAGACCAUCAUCCAUCUUUUAUUUUUUUUCUCCCCAAUUUCAGUUCAUUUCAGGCCAGUUGCAUGCAUUGUUCGUCUCCAAAAAUGGUUUGCGAGACUAAAAUUGUUGCAGACGAACACGAGGCCAUAGCUGGGACCAAAAAAGAUUCAAUUAUAGUUUCCUCCUCGCAAAUGUGGACGUCUUCUUCUGCGUCCCCCAGUGCGCUCGAGAGUAAGAUUGAGAAACGGAACCAGGUUUUUAUCCGCGAGUUUGAACGCUCAGACCAUGAGGAGGUGCGGCGGAUCUUCAACGAGGGGAUCAUGGAGCGGAUACCCAAUUCGGCAUUUCGGGGUCUAAAACAGCAAACUACAACCCAGUUUAUGUAUGCGUUUCUCACAGUAAUGUGCUAUGUUAUGACCAAAUCCUUCACACUGACCUUCUGCGCACCGUUUAUUCUAAUGGGCGCACGUUAUUACUACAGCAGAAAAGUCAUUCUCAGCUACCUGGACUGCGCCCUGCACACCGAUAUGGCGGACAUUGAGGCAUAUUACAUGAAACCCACAGGGUCUUGUUUCUGGGUGGCGGUUCUGCAAGGCCAAGUGGUGGGCAUCGUGGCAGCGCAAAGUCGAGAAGAUGACAACACCGUGGAGCUCCGUCGCAUGUCAGUGGACUCUCACUUUCGCGGAAAAGGCAUCGCCAAGGCUCUGGGUCGGCGUGUUAUUGAAUUUGCCAUGUUAAACAACUACUCGGCUGUGGUUCUGGGAACAACAGCAGUCAAGAUGGCCGCCCACAAGCUGUACGAGUCUUUGGGUUUCCGACGAGUGGGAGAGACGGAGGACUACACGCUGCCAGGAAUGACCCGUUCACCGCUGGAGAGGCUCUUCUUCCAGAUUCGCUACAGCCACUACCGAUUGCAGCUUCACGAAGAGUGAGAGACGAAGAGUUCACUUGAACGCAGAAAACAGAAUACAAACGACGAUGCCGGCAACGACCCUGAACCACCCACCGAUCCGGUCCUCUUCUUCUACCUAUUAAUUUAUGUUUAAGUCAUAUCUGUUUCUACAUUUAGUUCUAUUCAUUCCUAUGCUCAUUGGUUCAUUUGAAAAGGUUAGGCGAAAUGUUUCAUUCUUUUAAUCACUCUAGACUUUUUCUUUGCUCUUAGUCUUUCUUUUCAUGGUCAUCUUGCCCUGAAACACAAUGAAGAAAUGAAUAGCCCUGUUGACUUUAUCUUAUUUGGAUAAACAAUUUCAAUUAAACACAAUAAUUAGCAGUUAAAUGAGCUUUUUUAAAAGCCAUCUUAUAGGCCGACCCACAGAGUAGCACAGACCACACACACGUGAUUUAAGGAACUGGAGAGAAGGUAGUUAAUUCACCUUUUCAUGAGGAAGUGGUUUGAACCUUACAACAGCAGCAGUCUGGUGGAGUCAAACAGUCCAUCAAAUUGUAACUUUCUGUCCAAAUACACAGCAUUUUUAACUGUGUCCGACUAGACAUUUGGAUAUUAUAAAGCCAGUGAUUUCUACCCUUUGUUUAAUAGGUUAUGAUAACAUUGCAAUUUAUUUUUUAUUUGUUUUGAUGGUUGAGCAGUUUUCUAGUGCUGAGCCACAGCAUCAAUGUUAAGGUCAAAAAUGACCAGAAAACAGGAAAGUGACGUUUUUAAACUAAAAUACUAAAUUAACUUGAAACCUAAUUAUAAGGGUACACACAAUUCCUAUACUGUGAAAACACACAAUAGCAGUGGAACCAAUUUUAGCACAUAUCUAUUUGUGUAAAGAUUUGAUGGAGCUUCAAUAAUAACUCAAUUAAACUUUUGUAUACUAAUAGUUUCACCAUUCAGGUUUGGG